UUAACCGCGAUGUCCUCGACGCGUCCGACUCCCAAGCCACGACCGCGUCCCCGCGCACGCGCGCCAGCCACCGUCCUCAACACCGACAUCGCUUCCUCCUCGUCCCCGGGUCCAUCAUCCGCUAGUACCUCCACUCAACAACCGCCCACGCUCAGCAUCGAGGACGAGGAUGCGCUGUUCCUGCGGAACCAGACCCGCGAUGCCCGAGCUUGGAAGGAGCUGAGCAAGAUAACGGAAGAGAAGAAGACAAUUCAAAAGCGUAAGUCUGGAAGUUCAGAGGGCUCUGACAUCGAGGGCGGCUCUUCUCCACGACCCCGUGCUCGUAAGAAGAAGCAACCUCAAAGGAAGAAUGACAUACUACCGGACUGGACAAGGAAGAAACCUAACGAGAUAGUUAUAUCCUUGGACUCGGAUGAUGACAUCGUGCCCACCCGUCUACAAAAGAGGACUAUUGCAAAUAAUAACGAGGAGUCAACUCUGUUAGCGGAACCUCGAAGCCGUUCCAUCACACCUCCGCCAAUGUUAACGCAGUUUGCUAUCCAACGAGCAAAAGCGGCGGUGCAACAAUUAGUUGGCGUGCAACCACGAGCACCUUCGCCCACGGAGUUCGCCGACGAAUCAACGGACAACAUUGUUUUGGCUCCAGAACUUGCGUCUAUCGCUCAGCGAGUCCAAGUGGAAGCCAAAAUGCGUGCAGGAUCGUCCGCGGCAGAGUCUGGCGGCCCCGAGAAAGUCCAAAUCAAGGUUCAGUGGACUCCCCAUCCGCUGGAUCCCAACGGUAAAGCAGAGGCUUGGGGUAUUGAGCAGAAGAGGCACGACGACUUCUAUCGCCUUUUUGAUGAGGUUGCCGACCUCGCAAGUAUCCGAGCCGAGAAUCUUGUCAUCUCUUACGACGGAAAGCGGGUGUUUCCGUCCUCAACACCACAUAGCAUCAAGAUCUGGGCGACAGCGACGUUCGAGGCAUACGACAAGGUCACACACCGGUACCUCCAGGAGAACAAGCGCGCCCGUUCCGUGUCUGUUCCCCCAGGACACGACGACCCGAACCAGACCACCUCCCGUGCUCGUUGCCCGUCCGUCACCAUCAUGGAAUCUGAGCUUGAGGCCAACGAAUCGCCUUCGCCUCCAUCGCAGGAACACGAGGACGGAUCUGAGACGUUCAAGCUCACCGUGCGCUCGGGAAGGACUGACAAGGAUAUCAUACUCACUGUCCGCCCCACCACGAAGUGCGGUGCCAUCGUCCGUGCAUUCCUCAAGAAGGCUGGGCUCGAGGCUGAAUAUCCUGCUGGGGGCGCCCCCGCGAAGGGUCGCGGCCGCGGGAAAGCGGCGGCACCGAAGGUUCCCGCGUUGAGCGUUGACGGAGACAGAAUGGACCCGGAGACUGAGAUUGGGGAGGCUGAUCUCGAGGAUGGUGAUUUGGUUGAGAUAGUCGGGCUUUGAUUUGUAUGUUCUCUCAUCCGCAGUCAGGUCCGGGGCUUGGGUUUGGACUGAUGUGUUCUCGCUGCUGUGCCCCUGUGCUGUCAGCACCCUCUUCUUGUCUCAUAGACUAUACCUUGUUGACUGGUUUGCACGCAUGGUACACACUCC
Messenger RNA from Dichomitus squalens LYAD-421 SS1, 1587 nucleotides. RefSeq lists its product as uncharacterized. The transcript has 6 exons. The coding region runs from base 10 to 1440 and encodes 476 amino acids. Lineage: Eukaryota; Fungi; Basidiomycota; Agaricomycetes; Polyporales; Polyporaceae. The record is from RefSeq and is a predicted model, not a curated record.